GGGUUUUCCUACUACGAUAUUCUUACCUCAGAGCACGGUGGAACUCACACAGAUGCCCCUAAACAUUUCUACGAAAAAGGGAAAUAUAUGGACGAAGUUCUGUUGGAUGAACUUAUAGGGCCAGCAGUUGUUGUGAAUAUCUCGGCCCAGACUGCCAAGAACCAAGACUAUCUGUUGAGCGUAGGUGACCUGGAGGCUUGGGAAGAAAAACAUGGCAAGAUCCCAGAUAGAGCAAUCCUUUUCCUUUACUCAGGCCGGGGAAAGGACUGGGCAAAUCCAGAGAAGUUUUUGGGCUAUGAUCCCAAAUCAAACAAGACUGGUUACGGUUAUCUACAUAAUCCAGGUAAAGCUAAACUAGAAAAGCAUCUAACGUUUGUACUAUUCCUUAUUUUCAUGUUACAUAGGGAUCACAAGGGGUUCACAAGGCUCACAAAGAGUUACCAUGUAGUAUAAGAGGAAGAGGGAAGUGAAAAGGAGUCAGGGAGGGAUCAGCCGAGGAAGAUAAAAUGACACCGAAGAUGGAGAUGAAGGGAGGAGAUUGAGGAAGCUAAAACGUAUAAUAGGAAGGGGUAAGGGGGGCGUUGAUGAAGAGGAACGGGAAGCUAAGUCGAGAGAGCAGAAACUGUAUACAUCGUAAAUUUGGAAUCAAUCAAUUCUUGAACUUUAUUCAAAGUUUAUUGUGGCAAUAAACUCUAACAGGUUCCACUUGGCCUCGUACGGUAAUUCUUAGCCAAUAUUUUAGAGCAAUCAUACUGUAGAAACAAAAACACAAGUUUCGUUUUUACAUUAAGACAUAUACGAAACAUAUAUUUCCAUUCUUAUCCUAGGUUUCAGUGCUGAAGCAGCUGAAUGGAUCGUGAAGAGUGGAAAAGUUACCGCAGUGGGUGUGGACGUAGUAUCGUGGGACAAUGGACCGUCGAAAAUCUUCAAGGCACACACAAUCCUAACAAGUGCUAACAUACCCGGAUAUGAAAUGGUUGCCAAUCUGGAUAAGUUACCCCCCGCGGGAGCUAUGGUGUAUGGUGCACCAAUUAAGAUCAAGAAUGGAACAGGAGGCGCUACUAGAGUCUUUGCUGAUACUGGGAAACAGAAAAAGUGCGAUAAACAGAGAACGAAGGUAUCAUGCUUAAUAUGAUUUACAAUUUUUAAAAUAUAGUUAUUAGUUACUCAGCGCAAGCAAGUUUUCUAUACCAAUAGCGAAUGCACUACGUUGUUGGUAUAUUCCAACAUAAGUUUUGUGAGCGCAGAUUUGCCGGAUGCUUUAUGUUUUCUUUUCUACGUCAACUGAAGCGUUGUGCGAAUCUUCUUUCUCCACAGCUUUCCUAUGUUCAACAAAAUAAGGUACAAAAAUUCGUAAUUUUUUCUUCCUUGUUCUUGCGUGAAGGUUAAGUGGCUGGACAUGACGUAUUCGUUUAGCAACGAGACUUUCUGCUGGCCAGGAUUGACGCCUUUCAACAUGACACAAGUGUAUUGGCCUAACGUCACGAGAGACGGGUUUUACGCCAUCAUGUAUGACUUCCACACCUCUGAAAACUGUGGGACACACAUCGAGGCACCAAGAAGCUUGUACAAGGACAAAAGAAGCACAGGACAAAUCCCCUUGGAUGACCUCAUUGGGCCAGCUGUUGUAAUAGAUAUUCGUCAGAAGGCUUUCUCAAACGCGGACUAUCAGCUGAUGCCGAGUGACAUCGAGGACUGGGAAGAAAAACAUGGCAGGAUCCCGGAGGGCGUGAUUCUGUUGGUGUACACGGGGUGGGGAGAAUUCUUCUCCGACAAUAACAAAUAUCUAGGAAUGCAACCCACUGGAAACGUAUCCAAUAUGCACUUCCCAGGUAAGUGCUAAAGCUUUUUGAGUCCUAUGAUCUUCAGAUCAUGCUAGAGAGAUAGGUUGUUGAUCAUCUAAUAACAUAUCGACCCACGGUUGGAGUCUUAUUAUUAUUAUUAUUAUUAUUAUUAUUAUUAUUAUUAUUAUUUUAAUUCGUCCUCUUUGAACUGCAGACGUAAUUGAUAUAACCAGUGAUAUUGAAUUUACACGCUUCGACAAAGCGUGCUCUCCUAUUUUGCGAAGCGCUAAUACCAAAGGGAGUGACAAGAGUCGCCUAAGUAGCUACGAUUUCUCCAUUUUACAUGAUUUCUGCAGUCCUUAUUACUUCGUCUGCCUUGCAUACAAGACAGUUAAAACGUAUAGAGCCCUCCAAAACAUAAUAUGCUCGCCAAAGAAAAAGCUUUAUUAGAAAAAGCAGCAUUUUGACAUAAGGUAAACUCGUGUGGCCUAGUGACUUCUUUUACACUAUGAAUAUUUUUACAUGUAGGUUCCGUUUUGGCUGGUGGAGAUCAACACUAGGACUAAUAAGAACCAAGCACAACGGAGAAAGUUCAACAUUGAUUGUGCACCUAACUAAGAACUUAUCCACUCCAGUUUUUAGAAGAAGUAUACGGAAACGUUGUGCACACUUAUUUACAUGAGUCUUCGAACUGUUUUAGGGAAGAAAGUGCUAAAAUUGUCACAAAUGCUUACCUAAAAAAACACACUUUAAGCUUAAAGCAGAAGUCAGAAUAUCGAAAUGCACACUCCGUAAUUAUUGGCUGCGUUCAGUAGCCAAUAGGUAGAAAACAUUUUUCGACCUUCGACGUUAGUAUCAAUGUACGGCGUCAAAGCUCAUACCGAACCGGUGUACCAUUCUCCCCACGACACAGCACAACUGGAGCUGCUCUUAGUAAAAGUAACUAAGCACGAAUAGAACUGAUGAGGCUCGCGUGGAAAACCAAAAUUAUUACCAAGGGAGGAACUACACGCUUCAGUCCAAAACAACCGGCAAAAAAUCUCAUUUGCUCCAGAACAUAAUCUACCCACCAAAGGGAAAUAUAUAUAUUGGAACAAGCAGCAUCUUGAGAUAAAAGUCGUGUGGUCUAACUACCCCUUUCUACACUACUAAUUCAGCUACUAAAGAAGUUUAAAAUGCAAACCCUUUUACAAUAGGUACUAUGUGUCUGCUGUCUUUCUGCUGAAUGACAAGCUUGUUGAUCUUCAGGUAUCCACCCAGACUCAGCCAAGUGGAUGGUGAGUCGAAAAGUAAAAGCAGUUGGUUUGGACACAGCGUCGCUUGACUAUGGCCAGUCAAAAGAUUUCCAGUCUCGCAAAACCUUAUUCAACGAAAACAUCCCUGGAUAUCUGAAUGUUGCUAACCUUGACAAGUUACCCUCCAAAGGAGCCACAGUGUUUGCUCUGCCAAUGAAAAUCACCCAUGGCGCUGGGGGACCACUCAGAAUCUUCGCCAAACUUGGAGGGGAGUGUCCCCCAUCAGGCGGCGGCCGGAGUCUCGCCAGUGGACAAUUGUUUCAGAUUAUAACUCUCCUGCUCGUGCUCAAGUUCCUUAUGUAA
This is a messenger RNA of Porites lobata, 3382 nucleotides long. NCBI's taxonomy places the organism in Eukaryota, Metazoa, Cnidaria, Anthozoa, Scleractinia, Poritidae. The record is from the annotation of a GenBank genome assembly.